Messenger RNA from Cylicocyclus nassatus, 636 nucleotides. The record is from the annotation of a GenBank genome assembly. Lineage: Eukaryota; Metazoa; Nematoda; Chromadorea; Rhabditida; Strongylidae.
CCAUGAGAUCAGCUCAUCACCAAUCUCUACAUCAGUGCCUUGACUUCUUCUUUUUCUAUAUCUUUGAAUAUCAUUCUUGCAAGGAUGUCGACUCUUCUGUCGAUUGGAAAUGAGAAAUCUCCGGACUUAAUCGUCCUAUUUACAUGCGCGGAGGUCAUCGAUGAUCUGUUCUUGGCAGCAUUAGAAUGGGGAGAUGAGAGAAGCAAGUCGACACACUAUGUGAGAAGAAGCAGAUUCGAGCGGGUUCCAUGCGUACCCGCUGCAUAUCUCUCAGAUCCUGCUCGUCUCAUGACCAUUACCUUCUAUUACGAGUCGCAACCGCUAGAAAAAGCUGCUGAGCUGGCAACUAAUCUCUACGAUGAAGUAACACAAUCACUAAUCAUAGUGGAAAAUGAUGAAGAAUCAUAUCUGGGAGACCAUGCAGUCGCUAAUACCUUGGCACUUCUCUCCACAUUUUCUCAUAAUGACAGGCGAUCAAUUGUCUGCUUACCUUUUGAUGAGAACUUGGCCAUGAUAUCCACGUUGUUUACUGAUCAUGUUUUUGUGUACAAUGAGGACGGAACUUUAAGCGAACUAGAUAAAUUAACAGAACGAUGAAAGCACGCUUAGUCUGAAAUUUCGUUGUUGGUCAUUGCC